Molecule: messenger RNA, 504 nt
Organism: Rotaria sp. Silwood1
Lineage: Eukaryota; Metazoa; Rotifera; Eurotatoria; Philodinida; Philodinidae
Source: the annotation of a GenBank genome assembly
AUGGCUGUUGCACCUUGCUCAGCUAAGAAUACAUCAUGUAGUGUUAUCGAUACAAGCCUUCUCUUUUUCAUUCAAUUUCUUGCACCACCUUUAAUAAUAUUUUAUUGUGGCAUAAACAUUUAUUUAAAUGUUCGACGAUUGAAGCAUCAAAGACAAUUACCAAGUAUCUCUAUCACCCAAACAACACAAACACGAAAUAAUAAAAGAACAGAUCGAAUACUUUUACGCAUGGUAUUCAUUCAAGUGAUCUUACUUCUCAUAUGUUCAUUGCCUGUUAUUGUAUUUCGAUUGUACACAACCCUUACAUUAACAACAGCUAAAAAUGUUGUACGUCGUUCAGUAGAAAAUUUAAUUUUCAAUGUUACUUUAAUGAUCUAUUAUUUAGAAAAAGUGUGUUCAUUUUAUAUUUAUACACUUACUAGUCCUCAUUUUCGAAAAACAUUAUGGCAAUUUAUUAUUAGGAUUCGUUCUGGUAAUAUUAUUGUACCUGAAAAUCAAAGAUGA